Blastomyces dermatitidis ER-3 is the source of this 2908-nucleotide messenger RNA. Its product is annotated as ferredoxin-NADP+ reductase. The coding region runs from base 920 to 2581 and encodes 553 amino acids. The record is from RefSeq and is a predicted model, not a curated record. NCBI's taxonomy places the organism in Eukaryota, Fungi, Ascomycota, Eurotiomycetes, Onygenales, Ajellomycetaceae. Gene Ontology annotation, cellular component: mitochondrion. The transcript is spliced from 4 exons. Gene Ontology annotation, biological process: ubiquinone biosynthetic process.
CAGCCAUAUGUCCCGCUAGUGUGUUCGACUCGAGCUAUGAUACCCGUGAAAACAUAGAGCGGAAUAAGUCCAGCAUCCAUAACAGACGCGAACAACAUAUAGCUCGCGGACGAAGCGGGAGUACGCGCAGCAGAAGACCGAGAUAGAUGGUAGAUCGCGUAUAUAAGAAAUCAAGCACAUACUGCUACACGGAUCAUCCACACCGCUGCGCCAGCGAUAUUAUUGAUACAUAUCACGCAGAACAGCACUCCCAGCGCUCCGAUCAAAGCACAUACUCUCAAAACCAAUUGAAAGAUUCUCGUGUACUUCACCCUGCUUUUAGUCUUCGGGCUCAUUGUUUUCUUAUUAAUUUUUCCAUUCGGAAUCAUAACAUACUGCGCAAAAGGUUAGCUGCACGGCGUUCCUGAUUUACCUAGGGUUUGAUCACCAAGGGAGGCCUUACAGAAUCAGGAUGCUUAUUGAAAUUCACCAAGGGCCCAUUUCUUUCCAUUCGAGGCUCGCGCGGAGUCCAGCUUGCCCGCGUCACAGCCUUUGGAUCGAAGUUAACUGAAAUACCAGAAAACCGGUUGCGGGACGGUGGGUCAUACAUGAACGGCGGCUCUACUCGUCCCAUGGCCGCGACGGGAGACCGACAGCGCAAGAGUGUAAAAUGAGUGAAUACUUAUAUACGAAUGAAUGAAUGCGCUGUUGUCAAGUUAAAGUCUGCUUGCAAAAAGGAAUGGAGAUAUAUAGAUGUAACUGUGUCAUGGGCCAUGGGAUGCCGCUGGCGCUGAGGGCUGAUAUGGUCGUGGUCGCUGUUGUGGUGUCGUUGUACGUACAGGACACAGUAGCCGAUUGUUGGCGCGGCAACCGCCCCGAUAAGGAGUAGUUACUGCAUACAGUCAUAGGGCUGACCUCAUUCUGCGGCGGUUAAAUUUAUAUGUUCUAUGAAAUGUCACUCGCGACGUUCACAAUGAAUGUAUCUCGUGCUCGGAACAUAUGCGCUCGCUGCUUUUCCCACUCCAGCAGAUUCUAUGCUUCGCGAACGAGAAUACACACUCCUUGGAUCCUGCAGAGAAAGCAAUUUAGCAGUAAUGGGGUCCAAAGUCGUCGCCCGCUGCGGGUCGCAGUUGUUGGAUCAGGGCCUGCUGGUUUCUAUGCAGCGUACAGGUUAAUAUCCAAGGUUGAAGAUGCAUUUGUGGAUAUGUAUGAGCAGCUCCCAGUCCCAUUCGGUUUGGUCCGUUUUGGCGUUGCGCCGGACCAUCCGGAGGUGAAGAAUUGCCAGGAGAAAUUUACAGAAGUUGCGACAUCCCCGCGAUUUAAUUUUAUCGGCAACAUUGAUCUGGGGGUGGAUCUUCCUUUGCGCUCUCUCAAGCCACACUACGAUGCUAUACUCUUUGCCUACGGGGCCUCGAAGGAUAAAGAACUUAGAAUUCCAGGCGAAAAUACUAUACGUGGUAUAUACUCGGCUAGAGCCUUUGUUGGCUGGUACAAUGGGCUACCCGAAUGCAGGGAUCUGGCUCCAGAUUUGAGUUCGGGGGAGGAUGCGGUGGUUAUUGGGCAGGGAAAUGUAGCCAUGGAUGUUGCGAGAGUGCUUCUAACAGACGUUGAUGUCUUGAGAAAGACGGAUAUGUCGGAAUACGCGUUAGAAGAAUUGGCAAAGAGCAAAAUCAAGAGAGUCACAGUGGUCGGGCGACGGGGUCCUAUGCAGGCCGCAUUCACAAUUAAAGAAGUACGAGAAAUCCUCCAGCUGCCUUCGGUCUUCUUUGAGCCUAUUCCGGAGCACCUCUUCCCUCCAGAGUCAAGCAUCAAAUCCCUCCCAAGAGUCCAAAAGCGCAUAACCCAACUCCUCGCAAAAGGAUCUCUCACAAAACCACAAGAGGCUUCCAAAUCCUGGUCCCUCGAUUUCCUUCUCUCACCGCACUCCUUCCACGGCUCGCCAUCGCAUCCGGAUGUUCUUUCAUACAUAAAAUUCUCCCGAAACCAACUCGACCCCGCGGACCCGUUCUCCCCGACCGCAAGAGUGACCCCGCUGCUCCAAGAAGACGGCCACGUUGCUCACAUCGAUAUCCCUACUAGCACAUGUUUCCGUAGCAUCGGAUACCAAUCCCUUCCACUUCCUGGAUUCGAGGACUUGGAUAUCCAGUUCAACUAUUCGCGCGGUAUAAUCCCCAAUGACGGCCAGGGGCGCGUUAUUACAACACCUCCCACGCCUGAUAGCGGAACUGCCGAAUUGUCUGGAGAUUAUGAGGCCAGGCAGGUGCCUGGUCUUUACUGUGCUGGGUGGGUAAAGAGGGGCCCUACUGGCGUCAUCGCGUCGACGAUGACGGACGCAUUUGAUACCGCUGAUGCGAUUGCAACUGAUUGGGCAUCGUAUACUGCGAGUAGUCAUGGGCAUGCGUUCCUUAAUUCAUCCGAAGGUGGGAGUUCGGGGCUUGGCUGGGAAGGGGUGCUUCCUACAGCGCGGAAGCUGGGACUUCACCCGACGAAUUGGGAAGAUUGGGAACGGAUCGACCGGGCGGAGAUCGAAAGGGGGAAAGCUGCGGGGAAAGUGAGGGAGAAAUUUGGGCGGGUAGAGGAAAUGCUGGAGGUUUUGCGGUGAGAUGCUGAUGUAUUCGUGUGAUGGAAAUACCGCAUUUGCACUAUCCAAUGUGAGGAAUGAGGAUUCUAUAACAUAUUUUCCUUAAUUGUACAGUGCCUUCUCUGUAUACUAAAUAGAAUGCUUUGAUCUGAUAGAUAAACUUUGAAAUACCCUUCUCUUGGUCCUUUUCCGACCAAUCCUGUACAACGUGAAUGUUUAAAUAUAAAACAGGUAUUAUAUGAACGAAUUAUCAGAAAAAAUAAUAUGUCAGGGCAAAUAUAUGCAAAGAAGUAUGUCCAAAAAUAUCAAAAAUAUCAACAAUACAACAAAAAUGUAGACCAUAUCAAC